GGGGAAGUUGCGCAGGCGCAGUAAGGUCGGCAACAUGGCGUCCAGGUCCAAGCGGCGUGCUGUGGGUGACGGGGCUCCGCGGCCUCCCGACGCCCCCGCCCCGCGCCAGGAGGAAGAAGAGGAUGAUGAAGUCGAGGACCAGGACGAAGACGAGGAAGACAGUGACGAAGAGGAGGAUGAAGACGACGAGGUAGUGGACGAGGAAGUGAAUAUUGACUUUGAAGCUUAUUCCAUCUCAGACAGCGAUCACGACGGAAUUAAGAAAUUACUGCAGCAGCUUUUUCUAAAGGCUCCUGUAAACACCGCAGAACUAACAGACCUCCUAAUUCAGCAGAACCAUAUCGGGAGUGUGAUUAAGCAGACGGACGUUUCGGAGGACAGUGAUGACGAUGCGGACGAAGAUGAGAUCUUUGGUUUCAUAAGUCUCCUAAAUUUAACUGAAAGGAAGGGUACCCAGUGUGCCGAGCAAGUUAAAGAGCUGAUUCUGAGCCGCUGUGACCAGAACUGUGAAAAGAGCGUGGUUGACCAGCUGGACAAGCUUUUAAGUGAUGCCGCCAAGCCGGUGGGCCUUCUCUUGAGUGAAAGAUUCAUUAACGUGCCCCCCCAGAUCGCUCUGCCCAUGCACCAGCAGCUGCAGAAAGAGCUGGCGGAGGCGCACAAGACCAACAAGCCGUGUGGGAAGUGUUACUUCUACCUUCUGAUUAGCAAGACAUUUGUGGAAGCAGCAAAAACCAAUUCCAGGAAGAAACGUAGCAGCCACAAGAAGGACGAGUUAGUGUUUGCAAACGCAGAGGAAGAGUUUUUCUACGAGAAGGCGGUCCUGAAGUUCAGCUACUCGGUGCAAGAGGAGAGCGACACACGCCUGGGCGGCAGGUGGGCCUUCGACGACGUUCCCAUGACGCCCCUGCGCACGGUGAUGCUGAUUCCAUGUGGCGAGAUGAGUGGGAUCAUGGAGCAGCUGAAAGAGCACCUCUCUGUUUAGCGCCCUCGGACAGCGGUGUGCUGGUGUGUGGAUUACCAGAAACCCCGUGGAGUUACCGGAAAACCCAGGACUUGAUUUAAAUCGAGAUUCUGCUGCCUGUGUCUGCGACACGUGUACAGGGUAGUUUUAGAAACUUCUGGUCAGAUCACGAGUGGCGGGCUGACUGAAAACUGUCCCAGUAAGAGGAAAACUGUGCACUCGUAAUCUGAGGAACUCAAUAAAAACUUCUGUUUUUUAUUUCAAAGUAA
Artibeus jamaicensis (Jamaican fruit-eating bat) is the source of this 1230-nucleotide messenger RNA. RefSeq names its product BRCA2 and CDKN1A interacting protein (gene BCCIP). The record is from RefSeq and is a predicted model, not a curated record. Bases 35 to 982 code for a protein of 315 amino acids. The transcript is spliced from 7 exons. Gene Ontology annotation, cellular component: nucleus. NCBI's taxonomy places the organism in Eukaryota, Metazoa, Chordata, Mammalia, Chiroptera, Phyllostomidae.